Messenger RNA from Lolium perenne, 2317 nucleotides. Its product is annotated as pentatricopeptide repeat-containing protein At1g50270-like. The record is from RefSeq and is a predicted model, not a curated record. Gene Ontology annotation, biological process: RNA modification. Gene Ontology annotation, molecular function: RNA binding; protein binding. Lineage: Eukaryota; Viridiplantae; Streptophyta; Magnoliopsida; Poales; Poaceae.
AUGUAUCACAUCAUCUUCAGUCCGUCACUGCGCCGGCGCGCACCGCCGCCGCCGCCGCCGCGAAGACCUCCUCCUCACUCGACGUCAGUACAAUCCCGCCUAUUCCACACCGCCGUCCCCGCCGCCACCACCCUCAAGCAGCAGCGAGAAGAAGACCCCGCCGCCACGUCCCGCUCCUACGCGGCCCUCCUCCAGCGCAGCGCCGCCGCCUCCGACCCCCGCCUCGCCUCAUCCCUGCACGCGGCGCUCCUCAAACCGGGCCUCCUCGCAGCCGACCAGUUCCUCAGCAACCACCUCCUCAUCGCCUACUUCAAGGCUUUCCGCCGCCACGGCCUCCGCCUGCUCGACGAAAUGCCCCGCCGCAACGCCGUCUCCUGGGCCGCCGCCAUCGCGGGGCUCGCGCAGGGGGGCCGGCCCCGCGACGCCCUCACUCUAUUCCGGCGGAUGCGGCGCGAGGGGUGCCCGCCCAGCGAGCACGCGCUCGUCAGCGCGCUCAACGCCAGCUCCUUCCUCGGCGGCGCGCACGCGCACGCGCGGCAGCUCUACGCCCUCGUCCUCCGGCUCGGGUUCCACUCCAACGUGUUCCUGACGAACGCGUUCCUCACGGCCAUGGUCCGCCACGGGAAGCUCGCCGACGCGGUGCGGCUGUUUGAAUGCGCCUGUCUCCGGGACAUCGUCUCCUGGAACACGCUGCUCGCGGGCUUCGCGCGCCAUUCUCCGUGCGCGCAGAUGUGGAGUCUCUGGCUGAGGAUGGCGAGGCAAGAUGUUGCUGCCGACGGGUUCUCGUUUAGCACCGUGCUCUCCGGGCUGACGGGAAACACAGACAUGGCGGGCGGCUUGCAGGUUCACGGGCAGCUUGUCAAGAGCGGCUUCGGGGACGAUGUCUGCGUCGGCAACUCCCUGGUGGAGAUGUACAUGAAGAACGGGGCGCUGGAGUUUGGCGCCAGAGCCUUCGCCGAGAUGCCUCGGAGAGAUGUCGUGUCGUGGACAGAGAUGGCUGCUGGUUGGCUACACUGCGGCGAGCCGGCUAGGGCCGUCGGAGUCCUCGGUCCCAUGCUGCUGGACGGAAUUGCGCCGAACAACUACACGUUUGCGACGGCAGCCAAUGCCUGCGCAACCCUCACCAGUCUGAGGGAAGGCAGCAAGGUCCACGGGUAUGCCAUCAAACUAGGAGAAAGCUCCGAUGUGGGCGUCAACAAUGCGCUCCUCGACAUGUACGCAAAGUGCGGCUCAGCAAGCAGCGCGCACAAGGUGUUCCGGUCGAUGCGACAGCGGCCUGUCAUAUCCUGGACGGCCAUGAUCAUGGGGUUCUCGCGCAACGGCCAAGCUCGGGAGGCCGUGCAGGUGUUCGACGACAUGGUCUUGGAAGGCGUCGCACCGAACCAAGUCACAUUCCUCUGCGUUCUCUCCGCUUGCAGCCAAGGCGGGUUUGUAGAUGAAGCUUGGAUAUACUUCGGCGCCAUGGCAGACAGGUUCGGUGUCAAGCCCGGCGAGGAUCACUAUGCCUGCAUGGUCGAUCUCCUUGGAAAAGCAGGCCAUAUCCAUGAGGCUGAAGAGCUGAUAUCGCGGAUGCCGUUCAGCCCUGGAGUUCUGGUCUGGCAGGCGUUGCUCAGUGCUUGUCAGCUCCAUGGUGAUGAGGCCGCAGCGAAGCGAGCUGCAGAGCGUGCGCUCGCGCUCGAGAAGGAAGAUCCCUCAACAUACAUGUUGUUGUCCAGGACGCUUGCAGGUAGGCACAACUGGGACGGUGCUGGAAGGUUGAGAGGGCUCAUGGGGGACAGAGAUGUCAUGAAGCUACCUGGGUCUACCUGGUUAGAGUCCAUGCCAGAGAGUAAUCAGGCCUGUACAGCGUGAACCGUUGUGGAAAAUACACACCUUUUCAAUAUGGAAGCACCUGGCUUGUUUUUUUUUUUUUUUGGCUUGAAAGGCUUCAUACUACAAAGGAAGUAGGUACUUCAAUUAUCCGAGACUGCUUGGAUGGAAGUAGAUGGAGCUUUACUGGAUGGACUUGUGCAUUAUCCAACAGGCUGAGGUGGUGCUUAUGGGACGUAGACGACGGCAGAGGAGAUGGCAGAGGGGCAGCAUUCACACUGUUUCUGUCAUGUGUGUAUGCAUUUUCUUCAUCAUUCAGUGCAUCAUUCAUAAUUGCACAUAUAUACAAUGAAUAAUGUGAUCAUUUUUCUCUGUACGGUAAAGAAAUCUAUGCGGCGCUGACCACAUGCUGAAACUUUUAUUGCAUGGCACCUUAGGAAAUUACACAUUCUACUUUUUUUUUGUAUCUGCUUCCAAGAGGUUUAGUCUAGUGCGCACUUGUUCCUUA